CGAUGCCGCUGUACGAGGGCCUGGGCAGCGGCGGCGAGAAGACGGCCGUGGUCAUCGACCUGGGCGAGGCCUUCACCAAGUGUGGUUUUGCAGGAGAAACAGGACCAAGAUGUAUUAUUCCUAGUGAAAUAAAGAAAUCUGAUGUCCUGAAGCCUAUCAAAGUUGUACAAUAUAAUAUUAACACAGAAGAAUUAUAUUCCUAUCUGAAGGAAUUUAUUCAUAUGCUGUAUUUCAGACAUCUCCUGGUGAAUCCAAGAGACCGUCGUGUUGUGAUCAUAGAGUCUGUGUUAUGCCCUUCCCACUUCAGAGACACGCUCACGAGAGUCCUUUUCAAGCAUUUUGAGGUACCUUCUGUUUUGUUUGCCCCAAGUCAUCUGAUGUCUCUCCUGACGCUUGGGAUCAAUUCUGCCAUGGUGUUGGACUGCGGAUAUGCAGAGAGCUUGGCGCUGCCUAUAUAUGAGGGAAUCCCAAUUCUGAGCUGCUGGGGAGCUCUUCCUUUGGGAGGAAAGGCUAUCCACAAGGAGCUGGAAUAUCAGCUGUUGGAGCAAUGCACAGUUGAUACGGGAUUAGCCAAAGGACAGAGCCUUCCAUCUGUGAUGGGCUCAGUUCCAGAAGACAUAGUUGAGGAUAUAAAAGUCCGCACUUGUUUUGUGAGCGAUCUCCAGCGUGGACUGAAAAUCCAAGCAGCAAAGUUCAACAUUGAUGGCAGUGCUGAGCGUCCCUCUCCGCCUCCAGAUGUGGACUAUCCAUUAGAUGGAGAAAAGAUUCUGCAUGUAGUUGGCUCUAUCAGAGACUCCGUUGUUGAAAUACUCUUUGAACAGGAUAAUGAAGAGAAAUCUGUUGCCACUUUAAUCCUAGAUUCACUCAUCCAGUGCCCCAUAGACACCAGGAAGCAGCUGGCGGAGAAUUUGGUGGUUAUUGGUGGCACUGCGAUGUUGCCAGGAUUCCUCCACAGACUAAUGGCAGAAAUCAGAUACCUGGUAGAGAAACCAAAAUACAAAGAGGCUCUUGCCACUAAAACCUUCAGGAUUCACACUCCGCCUGCCAAACCCAACUGCGUGGCAUGGCUGGGAGGAGCCAUUUUCGGAGCGCUUCAGGACAUCCUUGGCAGCCGUUCUGUGUCCAAGGAGUAUUACAGCCAGACCGGCCGCAUCCCUGACUGGUGCUGCCUCAAUAAUCCCCCCCUGGAAAUGAUGUUUGAUGUGGGGAAAGCGCCCCCACCACUGAUGAAGAGGGCCUUUUCUAUGGAGAAAUGAACAUCUCGGCACUACACAAGGAUUAUUCU
Molecule: messenger RNA, 1285 nt
Organism: Tinamus guttatus (white-throated tinamou)
Lineage: Eukaryota; Metazoa; Chordata; Aves; Tinamiformes; Tinamidae
Gene: ACTR10
Product: actin related protein 10
Source: RefSeq, a predicted model, not a curated record